CCGGAAUCAAUCAAAGCAAAGGGACUCAGAAAAGGAAAACGAAAGGAAGAGAAAAGAAAAGAAAACAGCACACGUUAAGGAAACAAACCCGGAGAAGAAAAAAAUUAAAAAAAAAAAAAAAAAACUCAACUAAUGGUUUGAUUCUUCACAACAGAACAGAGGGAAAGAAGUAAGAGGAGUAGACGGGAAGAGGCUUCAAUUCUCCGAUUCUCUCACUCUUUUCUUUUUUUCGCUGGGUUUUAGCUUCUCCCCCAUUUCGUGUUCGAUUUUUGUUUUUUUGUGUGCAUAUUUUGAAGUCCUUUUUCCUCCACCGGGGGUUGAUUGGUAGGAGGACCAAGAAAUUUCUGUCCUUCUCCCUCCCGCUUCCGUUUCAAAACUCUCACCCGUACCGCAAGCUUUCGUCUGUCUGUAAAUUUGCUCUAGCUCUUGAGAGGUUGUACAAGGACGGAGAGACGUGCAGACUGAAAGCUGAGCACUAGCUCAGCACUCUCGUGCUCGGCUGCUGGAUGGUUUGCAGCGGGAGGCCGCGGCAGUAGAUCGAGGAGCUGCUCAGAGUUUCUAGAUCUGAUUAGCUCCGCUUGGAAAUGGCUGCUAGUGUUAGUCUGGCUGUUGGGUCCCUUGUUUGGGUGGAGGAUCCUGACACAGCCUGGAUUGAUGGUGAAGUCGUGGAGAUCAAGGGUGAAGAUAUUAAGGUCCUCUGCACAUCAGGAAAAACAGUUGCUGUCAAGGCUUCCAAUGUGUAUCAUAUAGACACUGAAGCCCCACCAUGCGGUGUGGAUGAUAUGACAAGACUAUCUUACUUGCAUGAACCCGGAGUCUUGCAGAAUCUCAGAUCUAGAUAUGAUAUGAAUGAAAUUUAUACCUACACUGGGAGUAUAUUGAUAGCUGUGAAUCCAUUUAUGAGGCUACCGCAUCUCUAUGAUAUCCAUAUGAUGGCGCAAUAUAAAGGUGCUGCCUUUGGUGAGCUGAGUCCACAUCCUUUUGCUGUUGCAGAUGCCGCAUACAGACAGAUGAUACAUGAAGGGAUCAGUCAGUCAAUUUUAGUCAGUGGUGAGAGUGGUGCUGGUAAAACAGAAAGUACAAAAUUGCUCAUGCGGUAUCUUGCUUACAUGGGAGGAAGAGCUGCUACAGAGGGAAGGACUGUCGAACAACAAGUUCUUGAGUCAAAUCCUGUGUUGGAAGCAUUUGGUAAUGCCAAGACUGUUAGAAACAACAACUCAAGUCGUUUUGGUAAGUUCGUCGAGAUUCAGUUUGACCAGAAGGGAAGGAUUUCAGGAGCUGCAGUCAGAACUUAUUUGCUGGAAAGGUCACGUGUUUGUCAGGUUUCUGAUCCUGAGAGAAAUUAUCACUGUUUCUACAUGCUUUGUGCUGCACCGCCUGAGGAGGUUCAAAAGUACAAAUUGGGAAACCCAAGAACUUUCCACUAUCUGAAUCAAUCAAACUGCUAUGAACUGGACGGGGUUGAUGAUUCUAAGGAGUAUAUUGAUACUAGAAGGGCGAUGGAGAUUGUUGGCAUAAGUAACGACGAGCAGGAUGCUAUAUUUCGAGUUGUGGCUGCAAUUCUUCAUCUUGGGAACAUCGAAUUUGCAAAAGGGAAGGAGAUGGACUCGUCACUGCCCAAAGAUGAGAAAUCUCACUUCCACCUGACAACUGCAUCUGAGUUAUUGAUGUGUGAUGUGAAGGCUCUAGAAGACUCUCUUUGUAAGCGUGUGAUUGUGACUCGGGAUGAAACGAUCACAAAGUGGCUAGACCCAGAAUCUGCAGUUCUUAGCAGAGAUGCUCUGGCUAAAACUCUGUAUUCAAGGUUGUUUGAUUGGAUUGUGGACAAGAUUAAUAAUUCAAUCGGGCAGGACCCUAACUCAAAGGUCUUAAUUGGAGUGCUGGAUAUCUAUGGAUUUGAGAGUUUCAAGACAAACAGUUUUGAGCAAUUUUGCAUCAAUUUGACCAAUGAGAAGCUUCAGCAACAUUUCAAUCAGCAUGUUUUUAAAAUGGAGCAAGAAGAAUAUACCAAGGAAGAAAUUGAUUGGAGCUACAUUGAGUUUGUUGAUAAUCAAGAUAUUCUAGAUCUUAUUGAAAAGAAACCCGGCGGUAUAAUUGCUCUUCUGGAUGAAGCUUGUAUGUUUCCAAGAUCAACGAAUGAAACAUUUGCGCAGAAGUUGUAUCAGACAUUUAACAAUCAUAAGAGGUUCAGCAAGCCAAAACUAGCACGAAGUGACUUCACUAUUCACCACUAUGCUGGCGAUGUUACAUACCAAACAGAGUUGUUCCUGGAUAAGAAUAAGGAUUAUGUUGUUGCUGAACAUCAGGGGCUCUUGAAUGCUUCGACCUGUGCCUUUGUUGCCAGCUUGUUCCCGCCUUCACCUGAAGAAUCCUCCAAUAAAUCAAAGUUUUCUUCAAUAGGUUCCCGUUUUAAGCAACAAUUGGUAUCUUUGCUUGAAACCCUCAGCUCAACAGAGCCACAUUAUAUUCGUUGUGUGAAGCCCAAUAAUCUACUCAAACCAGCUAUCUUUGAGAGCAAGAAUGUUCUUCAGCAACUGCGUUGUGGGGGUGUUAUGGAAGCAAUUAGGAUUAGUUGUGCUGGGUAUCCCACUAGAAAGCCAUUUGAUGAAUUUGUUGAUCGGUUUGGUAUUCUAGCACCUGAAGUAUUAGAUGGAAGGUACCAAACUCUCUUGUCCCCUUUUGUUUUUCUAGUUAUUAUCCGUUAUUGCUGUCACCAAAUUGGUAAGACAAAGGUUUUUCUCCGGGCUGGUCAAAUGGCAGAACUAGAUGCUCGCAGGACUGAAGUAUUAGGAAGAUCAGCAAGUAUCAUUCAGAGGAAGGUCCGUGCAUAUCUGUCUCGAAGAACAUUUAUCCUCAUCCGCCGCUCUGCUGUACAAAUGCAAGCUGCAUGCAGAGGGCAGCUUGCUCGGGUGCUUUAUGAGAGCAUGCGAAGAAAGGCUGCUUGUCUCAGGAUCCAAACGGACUUGCGCAUGUAUGUUGCAAGAAAAGCUUACAGAGAAAUAUGUUUUUCUGCUAUUUCCAUUCAAGCUGGAAUUCGUGGGAUGGCUGCCCGUGAAGACUUAAGAUUCAGAAGGCAGACAAGAGCGGCAAUCAUAAUUCAGAGUCAUUGUCGCAGAUACUUGGCCUGGUUGCAGUACACUAGAUUGAAGAAAGCAGCAAUUACAACACAGUGCGCAUGGAGAGGAAGAAUUGCUCGUAAGGAACUGAGAACACUUAAGAUGGCUGCUAGAGAAACUGGAGCACUUCAGGCAGCCAAGAAUAAGUUGGAAAAGCAAGUUGAAGAGUUGACCUGGAGACUUCAGCUGGAGAAACGCAUGAGGGCUGAUCUGGAAGAAGCUAAAACACUUGAAAUACGAAGCUACAAUCUGCUUUGCAAGAAAUGCAACUAGAGUUCAAAGAAACCAAGAAAUGCUUGUGAAGGAGCGGGAGGCUGCUAAGAAGGUAGCAGAAAUUGUCCCCGUGAUACAAGAGGUCCCAGUAGUUUGACAAUGCAAUGAUGGAGAAGCUUACAGCUGAAAAUGAGAAACUGAAGGCUAUGGUCAAUUCAUUGGAACAGAAAAUUGAUGAAACUGAGAAGAAGUUUGAAGAGACAAGCAGAAUAAGUGAACAGAGGCUGAAGCAAGCUCUAGAGGCGGAGUCAAAAAUGGUUGAACUGAAGACUGCUAUGCAUAGUCUUGAAGAAAAAUUUUUGGACAUGGAAACUGAGUACCAUGUGCUUCGGCAGAAGGGCCUACCCCAGACUCCUGCUAAGAAGCCAUCUGAUAGACCGCCAGUUCCACCAUCUCACAGCUUGGAGAAUGGUAACGAGGAGAGUCGCGUCAAUGAACCACAGAGUGCAACACCUGUAAAAUCUUAUGGUACAGAGUCGGACAGCAAGUUCAGGAGGUCACAUAUUGAACGCCAACAUGAGAGCAUCGAUACUCUUAUCAACUGUGUUAUGGGCAACAUUGGGUUUAGUCAAGGAAAGCCAGUUGCGGCAUUUACCAUUUACAAGUGUCUCCUCCAUUGGAAGUCUUUUGAAGCAGAAAGGACUAGUGUAUUUGAUCGUCUCAUUCAAAUGAUUGGUUCUGCUAUUGAGAAUGAAGAUAACAAUGACCAUAUGGCAUACUGGUUAUCAAAUACUUCUGCUUUAUUGUUUUUACUGCAAAAAAGUCUGAAAGCAGCUGGUGCAAGUGGCACAACUCCAAAUCGUAAACCCUCUUCUGCUGCAUCCUUGUUUGGCAGAAUGGCAAUGGGUUUUCGAUCAUCCCCUUCUUCCAAUAGCCUUGCUAUUGCUUUAACAGUAGUACGCCAAGUGGAAGCAAAAUACCCAGCUUUGCUUUUCAAGCAACAACUUGCGGCAUAUGUGGAGAAAAUUUAUGGGAUUAUUCGAGACAACUUGAAGAAGGAAUUGACGUCUUUGCUUUCCUUGUGCAUCCAAGCACCUAGAACAUCGAAGGGGAGUGCACUAAGAUCUGGGAGGUCAUUUGGCAAGGAUUCCGCACCAAGUCAUUGGCAGGGCAUUAUUGAUAGUCUCAAUAAUCUUCUCAGCACAUUGAAACAAAAUUUUGUGCCCCCAGUCCUUACGCAGAAAAUCUUUACACAAACCUUCUCUUACAUCAAUGUACAACUGUUCAAUAGCCUCCUCCUGCGUCGUGAGUGUUGUACAUUUAGCAACGGUGAAUAUGUCAAAUCUGGAUUAGCUGAACUGGAGCAGUGGUGCUGUCAAGCUAAGGACGAGUAUGCAGGCUCAUCAUGGGAUGAACUUAAGCAUAUAAGGCAGGCUGUUGGAUUCUUGGUUAUACAUCAGAAGUAUAGGAUAUCUUAUGAUGAAAUAACCAACGAUUUAUGCCCUAUUCUGAGCGUCCAACAGCUGUACAGAAUAUGUACUCUGUAUUGGGAUGACAACUACAACACUAGAAGUGUGUCCCCUGAUGUCAUUUCCAGCAUGAGGGUACUUAUGACAGAGGACUCCAAUAGUGCAGUCAGCAGUUCAUUCUUGUUGGAUGACAAUUCUGGAAUCCCAUUCUCGGUGGAUGACCUGUCGAAUUCGAUGGAAGAAAAGGAUUUUGCGGACGUGGAGCCAGCAGAGGAACUGCUUGAGAACCCAGCCUUCGAAUUUUUACACGAGUAAGGCUUUUAAGUACUCAAGUUUGAAGCCUAUGCAGGCUGUCACGCAGUUUUGAAUUGUGUCGUUGUAAAGUUAUUUCAUGUCAUUCUACUUUUCUUUCUUUUGUGAUGCAAAUGUGUAAAAUCCUUCAUAUCGUUGAAAAGGGGGGCAGGACUAGGGUAUAUCCAAUUUGUGUAGUUUGAGAGUGCAUCAUUCAAUACUUCAACAUUUCUUUGAUUGGGUUCCAAUUUAUUUAUUUAUUUUUUCGUUUUCAUUUUGGCAUUUCUGCCGGGAAAGCAUGGGGUAGACAUUUGUGUAGAAAUUUCAGAUGAUGAUUCAUUCAUGUGUCCAAUUUUUAUUGUACAACGGAGCGCUGUUGUAUGAGCAGUUUGCAUGAAAUAUAUACAAAUGGGAUUGGUUUAGGGCUCUUUGUCCUGGAUUAUGUAUUGCA
Molecule: messenger RNA, 5540 nt
Organism: Linum tenue
Lineage: Eukaryota; Viridiplantae; Streptophyta; Magnoliopsida; Malpighiales; Linaceae
Source: the annotation of a GenBank genome assembly